AUGAAAUUCCUCGUGGCUCUCGCACUCAUUGGCGUCGCUCUUGCUAUGCGUGACCAGUCUAUCGCUGUACGUGGAAAACUGAUGUGCGGUCCGAAGCCGGCGUCAAACGUUCGAGUCAAGCUGUGGGAGGAGGACAGCGGUCCGGACCCGGACGAUCUCCUCGACCAGGGCUACACUGACGCCAAUGGCGAGUUCCAGUUGUCUGGUGGCACCGCAGAACUCACUCCCAUUGACCCUAUUUUCAAGGUUUAUCACGAUUGCGACGACGGUAUUAAGCCUGGAUCAAGAAAAGUCAAAUUUGCUCUUCCCAAGUCCUACAUUACCAGUGGAAAGACGCCCAAAAAAACAUUUGACAUUGGCGUCCUUAACUUGGAAACAAUUUUUGCCAAGGAGGAACGCGAGAUGAUCGUUUCACGGAGACGGAGAGGUGGUAUCAACGCAGACUACAUGGACGUCGAUAAGAGCAGAAGCAGCGAAGAAGACCAGUAA
Molecule: messenger RNA, 489 nt
Organism: Necator americanus (New World hookworm)
Lineage: Eukaryota; Metazoa; Nematoda; Chromadorea; Rhabditida; Ancylostomatidae
Exons: 4
Coding region: 1-489 (162 amino acids)
Cellular component (GO): cell surface
Source: RefSeq, a predicted model, not a curated record